GUUAGCUAGCGGUAGCAUUAGCCAUGGCUGCAGUUAGCCGGUAGAAGAAACCCGCAUCAUCAUCAUCCUCAUCACCAGCAUCACCUCACACACUAUGACAUAAAAGAAGUAAACUGUACGAGCCAACGGAGAGGAAGACCUCUGACACCAGUUAAAGAUGAGCCGCUUCUGCUCAGACAACAACAACUUUCCCUACGACAACAACGUCCUGGUUUUGGACAUGGUGCUGGGCUCUCUGUGGGGAGUACCCCAGCCCAUAAACUGGGACAAUGUGGCCAAGCUUGUGCCGGGCUUCACUCCUAAGGAGUGUGCCCGUCGAUUUGAGGAGCUGAAGACCACCGGUGGGUUUCCUCAUGUGGACAAUGAAUGUAAUGCACUGACAGAAGGACAUAACUCGUCUUCAGAUGGCCUGCCCACACUGCUGGACACUGGGGAGGUGGUGGAGACAGGAAACAGCCAGAGCACCAGCAAAACCACAGUAGUGUCCAAAUCAGCAUCUUCUGGAAGGGUGGAUGUUGUGGAGAAGAAAGAGAAAAGAGUCUCUUUAGAGGAGGAUAACAAACCUCAAAAGCCACGGGAUCCCAACAUGGUCAUCCAUGUGUGCGAUGAGACCAAGAACCUGAAGCAGGACUUCACCUGUCCCAGAGACCUUCUGGUCAAAGAGAUGCGUUACUUUGCUGAGUAUCUGUCCGUGGAUCCGCAGCGGUGGGAGGAGGUGGACAUCUCGGUCCACUGCGACGUUCAGAUCUUCGACUGGCUCAUGAACUAUGUCAGGAGGAACUCAGCAGGAGAGGGAGCCAAGGACAAACCCCGGCUCGAGCCCAGCAAUGUGAUCUCAAUCCUGAUCUCCUCCGAGUUCUUGAAGAUGGAUACGUUAGUGGAGGAGUGCAUCCAGUACUGCCACAAACACAUGAGCGCCAUCGUGGCCACGCCCUGCAACAUGAACUGCAUCAACAGUAACCUGGCCACUCGGAUUGCAGAGCUGUUCAACCACAACGAGGCCGACGACAUCAGGGAUAAAAAGGACAAGUUUAAAAGCAAAUUGUUCCAGAAGAAAAUUGAGCGUCUGUUCGAUCCAAACUAUAAGAGCAGGGAUUCACCAGGAAACGCCUCGACUCUCUACAGGUGUGGUCUGUGCCUUAAGCUGCUCACCAAAGACACAGAGAGGAAGAUCUCCUGUGUUCCAGGGAAAAUUAAUGUUGAUGCCCGAGGAGAGAUCAUCUAUUCACAUGUCAGACAGAAGAGCUGGGAUGUGCAUGAAUACAUCACAGACCUGUAUGAGGAGCUCAAGUCCUGGGUUCUGGUCUACUGGAGAAUCUGGGGAACCAUCAACUACCUUACCUGCUCCAGAUGCCAGCAGGUGUUUGUGUGUGCGGAGCUGACCCACUGCAGAUACCACCCUGAUAGUGUGUUAUACCCUGGUUUGGGAGCAGAGAAAGGAUGGCAUGGUGCAGGAAUCUACCCCUGCUGCAACCAGAGGGUUUUACGUUUUGAUCCCACUGGUAUGCCCAAGGGCUGUAAGAUGCGGGACCACAUAGUGAGCGUCCCUGAUGAGGAGAACUGUGACGAGGAGACUUCAGUCCAGACCAGAGUCCUGAACGACCUGCUUCUGCACCGAGACGCAGUGUGUAUAACCCACACAGCGUCUGCAGAGGGUGCCGAGGAAAGUCCGUCAAGCUCAGAGAAGGUUCAGGACUGCGAUGUCCUCCUGGAGCCGACCCUCGUUGGACCGCUCAGAGGAGACGGCAGCACUUUUUCCCUUUUGAAAAACUGGAGUCUUCAACUGAGGCAGCAGUCUCUCCUAUCAGAAGAUGAGGAGUACACCACGGGGUCAGAGGUCACCGAAGACGAGGUGGGGGACGAGGAGGAGCUGUCUAAAAAGCAAGCUGCUAAGAAGGCCAAAAAGGCUCACAGACCUCUGAAAAAACAACUGUCCUCUCCGAACUUCCAACGCAAAGAGAAACAGGAGAAAUCACAGACAAGAGACAGCACGCCAUUCACGGUGAGCGUUCAGAAAAGUAAGUGGGACAGUUCUCGCUCCAUGCGCUACAACCAGGAUGCUCAGAGAGAAGAAGAUCAGCGCCGCAUGGUGGAGAUCGUCGGCUACCUGACGAAGAUGAGGUUUGGAGAGCAGGAGCAGAGCAAGUCCAAGGACACAAAAGAGCCAGCAGGAGGCAUCUACUCCAGACUUGAAGCCCAGUUUAAAAGCUCCUCUCAAGCCAGACAGCCUUCAGAGAAGACCCCCAGAUCUAAAAUCCGCUACGCUCAGAUCAGGACCACCUAGACGAAGCCAUGGAAAAGCAAUGGAGAUCUCCAGGGGUGAGAAACAGAGCGUCCCACCUGCAGCCCUUCCAGCACGGACACGCCCACCUACACCCCCCCCUCGCCCCCAUCCCUCCUCCCCUCUGCGUCGCUUCCCUCUGUGCUUAUCUCAGGUGAAUACGAAUGGAUCACCGUCUACUGCACUCAGCUAGCUGUGUACGUCUGCAGUGUCUGGAAUCAGCCGAUGCACUUUGACUCACGGACCUCUGCGUUUGGACCUGGACGAAUCAAAAACAAGACGACGGGAGGAAUUAUAGUCUCAAGUAGAGCCAGUUUAGCAACAACGUCCCUGACCACCCGGUAAUCCUCGUGAUAAUAGACACAACAGUAGUUCUAACUGACCACACAGCUGGUUUUAGCUACGUCACUAUAUCGUACUGACUUUAGCGCUUGUUGUCUGAUGUUACACCCCAAUGUACGGAUCAGACAAAUGUGAAAAAUUAUUUACGAAUACCCCCCUCCUUCCCAGUUCUGGUGGACCUAUAGUCAUUCCUUGUUGUGCUGGAAUGUGACAGCACUUGGACCAAUAAAACCUGAAUGAAUGAAUGAAUAUAUGAAUGAAGGAGCGAAUGAA
Molecule: messenger RNA, 2896 nt
Organism: Sphaeramia orbicularis (orbiculate cardinalfish)
Lineage: Eukaryota; Metazoa; Chordata; Actinopteri; Kurtiformes; Apogonidae
Gene: sanbr
Product: SANT and BTB domain regulator of CSR
Exons: 21
Coding region: 158-2284 (708 amino acids)
Source: RefSeq, a predicted model, not a curated record